Molecule: messenger RNA, 1704 nt
Organism: Penicillium samsonianum
Lineage: Eukaryota; Fungi; Ascomycota; Eurotiomycetes; Eurotiales; Aspergillaceae
Product: putative extracellular lipase
Exons: 1
Coding region: 1-1704 (567 amino acids)
Source: RefSeq, a predicted model, not a curated record
AUGCCUUCCAUCCUGAAACUGAUCUUGUUGUCUGCUUUGCCUCUAGUCUGGGCUGUUCCGGCGCAAACGAAAGCAGCCACAGCCAACCCAACUGUUAUCAUCUCCAGGCCCGAAGCCACUGUCGUUGGCUCCACGGGUCUCAACAAGAUCGAUAAAUUCAAUGCCAUCCCGUUCGCACUGCCUCCCACUGGCUCCUUUCGGUUGAGACCACCUCAACCAAUCCAAACAUCCCUCGGAACUAUCCAUGCUACUUCCGCUGCGAAGUCCUGCCCGCAAUUCCUGUUCAGUACCGACAAAAAGGACCUCCCUAGCUCCAUAAUCGCGAAGCUCAUCAACAUCCCGAUCUUCCAGGAGAUCACCAAUGCUGGCGAGGACUGUUUGACUCUCGAUAUACGUCGUCCGUCCGGAACUCAGGCACACGCAAAGCUACCAGUGCUGGUCUGGAUCUUUGGUGGUGGAUUUGAACAAGGUGCCACCACAAGCUAUGAUGGAUCAAGCUUUGUGACAAGCUCUGUAAAAUUAGGUAUGCCAAUCAUCUUUGUGGCCAUGAACUACCGUCUCGGUGGGUUCGGGUUUUUGCCGGGCGCAGAGAUCUUGAAGGAUGGCUCCGCCAAUCUCGGACUUAUGGACCAGCGUCUUGCUUUGCAAUGGGUCGCAGACAACAUCGCUGCAUUUGGAGGCGAUCCGUCCAAGGUCACUAUCUGGGGUGAGUCUGCUGGCGCCAUCUCAGUGUUUGAUCAGAUGGCUAUGUAUGAUGGUGACAAUAUAUACAAUGGUGCGCCGCUUUUCCGCAGUGCCAUCAUGAACUCCGGCAGCAUUGCGCCUGUGCAUCCCGUUGACGGCAGGAAAGGUCAGGCUAUAUAUGAUACUGUUGUUAAAAACGCUGGUUGCAGUGGUGCCAGUGACACCCUUGCAUGUCUACGCGGGCUGGAUUACACCAAGUUUCUGAAUGCUGCCAACUCAGUCCCAGGCAUUUUGGGUUACAAUUCUGUCGCCGAGUCAUAUCUGCCUCGUCCGGAUGGCACGAUCUUAACCCAAUCACCAGACCAACUAGUCGUCCAAGGCAAAUAUGCCGCGGUGCCAUUCAUCGUCGGCGACCAAGAAGAUGAAGGAACUAUAUUUGCUCUAUAUCAGAACAAUUUGACGACAACCGAUCACAUCGUGGACUAUCUACAGAAUCUGUUUUUCUUCGAUGCAUCGCGACAGCAGCUUACAGAUUUCGUCGCCACCUACCAAGAUAUCAAAGAAGACGGCUCCCCCUUCCGCACGGGAUCUCUUUACAACUGGUAUCCACAAUAUAAACGACUGGCGGCCAUCCUAGGCGAUAUAUCUUUCACCCUCACACGCCGGGUGUUCCUAAACCACGCCCAGAAAGCGAAACCAGAUGUUCCCUCCUGGUCCUAUCUUUCAACCUAUGACCAUGGCCUUCCCUUCCUAGGAACCUUCCACGGAUCCGAUAUUGUGCAGGUGUUCUAUGGGAUCUUGCCAAACUACGGAUCCCAAUCCCUACACUCAUACUACUUGUCAUUUGUGUAUGAGCAGGACCCCAAUGCUAAGGCUGGAAAUUAUAUGGAUUGGCCACAAUGGGGUAACAACCAGUCGCUGAUGAACUUUGCCAUCGACCGUUCUUCCCUCUUGCCGGAUGACUUUCGUCAAGAUAGCUAUGACCAGAUCAUGGCGGAUCCUGCUGCGUUCUAUAUUUGA